This is a messenger RNA of Nicotiana attenuata, 1008 nucleotides long. RefSeq lists its product as uncharacterized. The record is from RefSeq and is a predicted model, not a curated record. The transcript has 2 exons. NCBI's taxonomy places the organism in Eukaryota, Viridiplantae, Streptophyta, Magnoliopsida, Solanales, Solanaceae. Bases 1 to 1008 code for a protein of 335 amino acids.
AUGGCUGAGGAUCAAAUACUCCUUCCUACCACUGAAGAGAAAAACCUCAAGUCUUUUCCUGUAGAAAUAACACCAGUCAUCCCUUCUUCCACCACUGUUCAAAUAGAAAACCCUAAACCAGUUUCUCAUUCACCUUCCAUUCCCCUCUCUACUCCCUCUGACUCUACUCCUCCUCUAAGUGUUGAGAACUCAGACAACCCUAAGAAUGAAAGAUUUUCUCCCUUGUUGCCCGAGACACUCAAAGAACAGAGUAAAGAUGACAUUCCAGUUCCAGAGGAAAAGAGUAAGUCUCCAUCGACAGAAAAAGCUUCAUCGAUCAGUCCUGAAAGUGCUAUGGGUUGUAAGGAAAACUUUGAUCAGUCUACAGGUACUCCUAUCUAUUCUGUUGUUGCUCCUAUGGAACCUCAAGAGAGGGAUACCAUAGAAAAUAUAUUGGCUAUUGCUGCUGAGGGAAUUAUUGGAAAGGAAAAUUCUACUAUGCCUGAGUCUCAGGGGGAAGAGACUCAGUCCUUGGUGGGAGAAGAAGCAAUGGAAUCAUCUUCCCAUGUCAGUUUAGACCCUGCUCCUUCUCCUCACUUUGAUGCUGAGCCCUUGGAAGUAGUGGCUCCUGUUAUGAGGUCCAGUGAUGAAGAAGAUCAGGAUGAUGUUGCUCUGAGUGUUUUCAUUGCCGUAAGGAGGCCUGUAGCAACUCCUGAGACCCCUCCUAAGCGACCUACCAGAAGGUUGCAGAAAAAGGAGGCUUUUGAGUCUGCCCUAAAGAAGAGUAAGAGAAUUAACAGGAAGAAGAAGAAAAGGCUGGUGAAGAAUGGUGAAGUUGAUUGUGACAAGAAUAUCCCAGUUGUGGAAGUUGAUGAGGAAGCCAAAGAGGAACCAAGUUCCUUGAUUAGGAAGUCUCAGAAAAAGAAGCACUCUAGUGAGAGUACUUCAAAAGAGGCUGUUGGAACACCCAGUGAAAAGCCAGUAAAGGAUAAUGGCAAUUUGAAGGAAGUUAUGGUAGAAGAGUUGUAA